Messenger RNA from Prorocentrum cordatum, 822 nucleotides. The record is from the annotation of a GenBank genome assembly. NCBI's taxonomy places the organism in Eukaryota, Dinophyceae, Prorocentrales, Prorocentraceae.
AUGGCAGCCUUCGCGGUGGCCGGGGCCGCCCAGCCCUUCACCGCAUGCAGCGCUCCCGCGGCGCAGCCGGCGCAGGCCCUCCGCGCGGCCUCGCUGCGCGGGUCGCCCGCGCCGGCCGCCGAGGCGUCGCCGUGGCUGCUCGCCACCGCGGCGGCGGGCGCCGCGGCCGUGGGCGCCGCGGCGGCCGCGGCGCCUCGCCGCCGCGCGCGCGCCGCGCCGCUGGCCGGAGCAUCGCGGGCGCGCGUGACGCCCGUGGCGUCGCAGGGGCAGCAGCGCACUCUGCGGGGCGCGCGCGUGGUGGUCUGCGCGGGCGCCAAGCUCCCCGAGGGCCGCAAGCUGCGCGUGGCCGUCAUCGGCGGCGGCCCAGGCGGCGCUUCGUGCGCGGUGAAGCUCGCCGAGGGCGGCGUGGAGACGUACCUCAUCGAGCGCAAGUUGGACAACUGCAAGCCGUGCGGGGGCGCGAUCCCACUCUGCAUGGUGGAGGAGUUCAACCUGCCGCCGCAGCUCGUCGACAGGCGCGUGCGCAAGAUGACCAUGAUCUCGCCCUCCAACAGGGAGGUGCAGAUUGGCCAGACGCUCAAGGACGACGAGUACAUCGGCAUGGUGCGCCGCGAGGUGCUGGACAAGCACCUGCGCGACACCGCGGCCGAGAAGGGCGCCACGGUCAUCAACGGCCUCUUCAUGGGCAUGGACAUGCCGCAGAGCGACGGCGACCCGUACGUGCUGAGCUACAACGACCUCGGCGACCAGACGGGGGGCCGCGCGCAAGGGCGUCAAGAAGACGCUGGAGGUCGACGUUGUGAUCGGCGCAGACGGCGCUAA